CUUUUCCCGCUUUGGGGUUUCAAUACGGUGAAAGCACUUCCAACAAGUAUGGAAUCAAACAAAUCAUAUGCACUCAGAUUUCUCAGCAACAUAUGCUGCUCUGAUCUUGGUCUUCAGUUCUACAAGGUGUGAUUUGAUGGAGAGCAAGCCCGGUUCAUCCAGACCCGACCGCAAAACGACAGAGAGAAACAGGAGAAAUCAAAUGAAGGCCCUCUUCUCCGAGCUCCACUCCCUUGUCCCUCCACAGAGUCAUGGGAUCUCUCUCUUGUCACUGCCCAAUCAAUUAGGCAGAGCCGCCAAUUACAUAAAGAACUUAGAAGAGAAGGUGGAGAAAUUGAGGGAGCAGAAGGAGAGGUUGUUGGAAAUUGAAAAGAUCAACAUAGACAUGAACAAUGGACCAACAAUCAGGUUCAAGCCGCCAGAGAAUGCAAUUUGGAACACCGGGUCAAUCCUCGAGGUUGUUCUUGUCACUGGAUUGGCUGGCCAGUUCAUGUUCAAUGAGAUUGUUCGUGUGAUUCACGAAGAAGGAGCUCAUAUUGUCAAUGCCAAUUUCUCUGAUGUUGGUGAUGCAAUGCUUCACACCAUUCAUGCCAAGGUUGGAGAUGGCGAAUCUUCAGAUGAGAGAAUCUCUGAAAGGCUGCGGAAGAUUGUCAAUGAUACGCGAAUGGAGUUUCCUCAUUAAUCCAGUGCUGGUUGAAUAUUGCAGAGUCAUCGCACCUUCAGAGGAUUGUCUACUCGUUUCUUAUAAAUAUGUAACUACAUAUUUAAUUCCGAGGAGUUUCAAGAAUGAUUUUAUAAAAGCUCUGGACAAGCUAGCUCUAACUUUUUCAAUGCUUUUCAUUUGUUUUCUGACAUAGUACCAUGUUGUCACUA
Messenger RNA from Syzygium oleosum, 873 nucleotides. Its product is annotated as transcription factor bHLH162-like. NCBI's taxonomy places the organism in Eukaryota, Viridiplantae, Streptophyta, Magnoliopsida, Myrtales, Myrtaceae. Gene Ontology annotation, cellular component: RNA polymerase II transcription regulator complex. Gene Ontology annotation, molecular function: DNA-binding transcription factor activity, RNA polymerase II-specific; protein dimerization activity; RNA polymerase II transcription regulatory region sequence-specific DNA binding. Gene Ontology annotation, biological process: regulation of transcription by RNA polymerase II. The transcript is spliced from 3 exons. The coding region runs from base 68 to 682 and encodes 204 amino acids. The record is from RefSeq and is a predicted model, not a curated record.